Molecule: messenger RNA, 2995 nt
Organism: Osmerus eperlanus (European smelt)
Lineage: Eukaryota; Metazoa; Chordata; Actinopteri; Osmeriformes; Osmeridae
Gene: gab1
Product: GRB2-associated binding protein 1
Exons: 15
Coding region: 615-2870 (751 amino acids)
Biological process (GO): signal transduction
Cellular component (GO): cytoplasm
Molecular function (GO): signaling adaptor activity
Source: RefSeq, a predicted model, not a curated record
AGAGUUUGUAGUUUUCGCCGGCCAUCGUUGCCCGUCAAUUAUUUUCCUUUGUAUCCUGACCUUAUGAAAUUAAACAACAUUAAUAAAAAGUACGUAAGCUUAUUCGGAAGCAAACGGCUAACAAUUGAGAACUACAUGUCCCAUGGUUGAAUCUCCAUUUUUUCCCCUCCACGCCGCCUCUCCCUCCGCACGGCUCCAGAAGCGGCGGAGUUUAGGAAAAGACGGAGCUGAGCUGUCAAUCAUAAUUAAGGAACCACGCGGACUGAAACUGGGAGGAAGGCCCACAGCAUUCUUGGUGAAAAAGCACCGUGUGGGAUAAAUAUGCGUCCGAAACAGAAGAAAAUAAACACCCAGUUGCGCAAAGAAGGGUUGGUUCCACUCUGAUUGAAAUUGCAAAAACCCAUAACAGAACGCGAAACUUGUCGAGUUUCACUUGCUGGCGCCAGGCUUGAUUCGACUAUUCUGAUUGGAAAACGAAAACAAGGGUCCGGUGUUCGGCAGGAGGCACACUCCCGGAGGAAGGCAGCCGCGGAGGUUUGCUAAACGACGACAACUUGGAAAUAGCCCCCAACUUCGGCUUCCACAACCCAAACUUGUUGACUUGAGGAGCGAAGAUGAGCGGGGGAGAUGUGGUGUGUUCAGGCUGGUUGAGAAAGUCGCCUCCUGAAAAAAAGUUGCGACGUUACGCAUGGAAGAAGCGCUGGUUCAUUCUUCGGAGUGGUCGUCUGACAGGUGACCCAGACGUGCUGGAGUACUAUAAGAAUGACCACGCCAAGAAGCCCAUCAGAGUGAUCGACCUCAACCUGUGUGAACAGGUGGAUGCAGGUCUGACGUUCAACAAGAAAGACCUGGAGCACAGCUUCAUCUUCGACAUCAAGACCAUCGACCGCGUGUUUUACCUGGUGGCGGACACGGAGGACGACAUGAACAAGUGGGUCCGCUGCAUCUGCGACAUCUGUGGUUUUAACCCCACCGACGACGAAGCUGUGAAGGCAGCCCACCAAUCAGGCAGCAGCAGCUCGGUGGUGGACACGCCCCCUCCCCUAGGGGUGGGGGCCGGAGUGCCCCCCCCCUACCAGCCCGUCAGUGUGCGUCACCUGGACUCCCAGUCCAGCCUGGACGAGCCCCAAGACUACCUCUGGCUGGCUAACUGUGAGAGCAAGAAGCCAGAGCCCAACAGUCCAGUACGGGGUGGCCCCUCCCCAGUGGAGUACUUGCUCCUAGAGGAGUGUGAGAGCAGGACUCCUCCUCCUAGUCUGGCUCAUGACUGUUCCAAGUCCACCUCCUCAGAGACUGACCUGAACGACAACCUCCCCUCCCGACGCACCCCCCCCUCCUCCUCCAAACACACGUCCUCCCACAACGGUGCCCCCUCCCUGUACGACUCCCCCCCCUCCCGCGGGCCCUCGAUAGACUCCGCCUCCCUCUACCACCUCCCCCGCAGCUUCUCCCAGGACACUGUCCUCACCGGCCCCGCCCCCUCGCCCUCCCAGGACCCAGGGGAGGUGGAGCUCUACGUCUUCAACACACCAUCACGGAAGCCCUCCAUGGAGACGCAGAUACGGAACCUGUCAGUCAGCUACGACAUCCCACCCACCCCGGGGAGCAACUGCACCUAUCAGGUCCCUCGUAGCUCCUCCGUGGGGGCGGGGGGGUCAGAGGGCGGGGGGGACAUUCCCCCUCCAAGGCCCCCCAAGCCCUCCCUCAGCUCCCUGUCAGGGGGGAACCCCCCGGGGCCCCCGGCUGAGCGCUCCCCCUCAGACGUGUACUGCACGCCGCGCUCCGUGUCGGAGACGGAUGGGAACUACUGUGUUCCCAGCAGUGUUGGGAGCAAAGCGUUGCGUAGCAACACCAUCGGCACCAUGGACUCCUCCCGCAUCCGGAAAGCAGAUUUCGGCUCGCAGGAAUGCUAUUCCAUUCCCAGAUCUUUUCCUUCCGACAAAACCUGCUCCUUCGACUUCAACGAGAGCUUCAACAGCUACUUUAUAAACAAGGGCAUGAUGCCAGUGUGUGGGAGCCAGUCCACCGAGGAGGUGGACCAGAACUACGUCCCCAUGAACCCCAACUCUCCGUCCCAGCCCGGCCCCUCAGACGGGCCCCAGGAGACCAACUACGUCCCCAUGACCCCCGGCACUCUGGAGGUCUCCUCCCUGGGGAGGCAGGUCCCCCCCCCCGCCCACAUGGGGUUCCGCUCCAGCCCCAAGACCCCCCCGCGAAGACCCACCAGCGACUGUCAGCCCCCCCCUGUAGACCGCCACCUCAAACCUGACCGCAAAGGUCAGAGCCCCAAGGUAAUCAGGGCUAAGGGGGCGGGGCUAGAGCGCACUGACUCCCACACUGUGGGGGAGUUCAUGAGACAACGCAAGGCUAAACCCGCCCCGCUGGACAUCAAGCCUCUUCCAGAGUGGGAGGAGCCAUGUGCGCCCGUUCGCUCGCCCGUCACCAGGUCGUUCGCCCGGGACUCCUCCAGGUUCCAGCUUCCCCCUCGGCCCCCCUCCCUCCAGAGUGGCUCCAGCUCUGACUCUGACGACUGUGAUGAGAACUAUGUUCCCAUGGUCCCUAGCAUGCCCUCAGACGAGCCCCAGGGCAUGAAGCUGUCCGCUCCCAUGGCAGCAGAUGGGGGGAGCAGCCCACUGGUGAAGCCUAAAGGAGACAAGCAGGUGGAGUACCUGGACCUGGACCUGGAUCCUGGCAAGGCCACUCCACCUAAGAAGAAGAGUACCGGUCCGGGGCAGGUGUGCUCAGACGAGCGUGUGGACUACGUGGUGGUGGACCAGCAGAGGACCCAGGCUCUGAAGAGCACCCGUGAGGCCUGGAAUGACGGCCGCCAGUCCACCGAGACAGACACCACCCUCAAGGGUCCCAAGUGACCCUGCCUCCCCCACCCUGCCUCCCCUACCCUGCCUCCCCUACCCUGCCUCCCCUACCCUGCCUCCCCUACCCUGCCUCCCCUACCCUGCCUCCCCCACCCUGCCUCCCCUACCCUGCCUCCCCC